Oppia nitens is the source of this 889-nucleotide messenger RNA. RefSeq lists its product as uncharacterized. The record is from RefSeq and is a predicted model, not a curated record. The transcript has 3 exons. Gene Ontology annotation, biological process: mitochondrial electron transport, cytochrome c to oxygen. Lineage: Eukaryota; Metazoa; Arthropoda; Arachnida; Sarcoptiformes; Oppiidae. Bases 179 to 577 code for a protein of 132 amino acids.
CWCUACAAUACUAUUASUAUUACAACAAUAAUAUUGUAAAACAUUUUGUUUUAAUUGUAAUAAUAAAACACAAAUAAAUUGAUAGCCAUUUGACUAACAAGUGUCGGGUAUUUAAGACCGUAAGAUAACCGGGUAUUCAAACAUAUUAUUUAAGUGGACAACAAUAAUCAUAAUAAUAAUGGCCAUGUUUUGUGCAAAAAUGGACAAACACCAAUUUAGCCGAUUGGUCCCGGCUAUGAAUAUGAUGGCCACCCGUCUACUGUCGGCCGGUGCCGCCCAUCCGGACCCGAAUCCGCACGGCUGGAAAUCGUGGCGCGACAUACCCGAUUCGAUGAUACCGACCACCAGCAAACGUGACCCCAACAAUCCGAUAUACGGUACCCGCAAGUAUGUGGACUAUCGUAAACAGUGCAUCUGGUAUCAGAUCAACAACGGCGUACCCGUCUAUUUGAAGGCCGGUACCACCGACUAUGCACUCUACUACCUGGCCUGGGCUGGCAUAACAGUGAUGCUAUUGGUUAACAGCUAUAUUAUUGGCGAUAUGAUGUUCGGAAAGCCUAAAAAGGAUGCCAAAUAAAAUAACUGGGCUAUCGAUGCGAAUCACCCCCUUUAUCUAUUAUUAAAAACUUAACAUUUAAAAAACAAUAUGAAUAUUAUUUAGUCUAUUAUUAUUAUUAUUGUUGUUUUAUUAUUAUUAUUAUUAGUAUUAUAGUGAUUGCAACACAAAAAAAAUUGAUUUUUAAUUCAAAGAUAAUCUAUUAUUAAAAAGUCAAAAACAAAAUUACCUUAAAAUGUAUAAAUUUUUUUUAAUUAACAUUUAAUUUGUUUAGUAAUAGUACCAGUACCAAUWGGUAGUAGUAGUAGUAUAUGGUAAUAAUGAUGAUGAUAA